Molecule: messenger RNA, 2460 nt
Organism: Vigna unguiculata (cowpea)
Lineage: Eukaryota; Viridiplantae; Streptophyta; Magnoliopsida; Fabales; Fabaceae
Product: protein ACTIVITY OF BC1 COMPLEX KINASE 7, chloroplastic-like
Biological process (GO): regulation of response to reactive oxygen species
Source: RefSeq, a predicted model, not a curated record
AUUUAAAACUUGGAAGCAACAACAUCCUACCUUGUCCCUCUUUCAUUCUAAUUCUGCUUUUCGCCAUAUACAUACCAACACGUUUUCUUGCUCCUUCAGAAAAACUAUGCUAUACGUUACCAACUUCUAAUAUUUGUUGAACCUGUGAUUCACUGAACUUGAGUGGUACUUCAGUGUAGUGUUUCUUUGAGGUGACUUCAAUUUAUCGCAGACGACAGAAACAAUGGCCAUGCAAGGUUGUUAUUGUCAUCAUCAUGUGAAGUUGGUGACUCAAAGAAGAACACUAGACAGUCUAAGUUUUUCAGGCUCAAUUUCGGUCAAUAAAUUGUCAAAGAACAUUAGGACAACGACGUGUGAUCCAUCAAAGAACAAUCCGUUUCCAAAGUUUUUGGUCGUGAGAAUGCGACAGACAGAGUUGCCUUUGCCUGUCUCAAAGAACGGAGCAGCAAAUGGUAGAGCUGUUAAAAUGGUACCAACAACCGAGCUAGUGAACAGAAAAACAAUGUCAGCGAAUAAGGUGGAGAAGACAGUGAACGGUUCAGCUUCAAAGGUUAAUCGGGCAAGUCCAGUGAGAAAAAAACCUAUGCCAGGCAUGACCAAGACAGUGAAGUCUAGAACCAGAACAUCUAGAGAACUUCCAUCGUUAGAAGAGCUAAAGGUUUUACCUUCAGAUGAAGGUUUCAGUUGGGCCAAUGAACAUUACAGCUCCUGGCAGAGGUCUAUUGAUGUUUGGUCUUUUGUUGUUUCUUUCAGAAUUCGGAUUCUGUUGGACAACUCAAAAUGGGCAUAUCUGAGAGGCUUCACAGAAGCAAAACAGAAAAUCAGAAGGAGGAAAACUGCCUCAUGGUUAAGGGAGUCCGUAUUGCAGCUUGGUCCAACUUUCAUUAAACUUGGUCAGUUAUCAUCAACAAGAUCAGAUCUAUUUCCACGUGAAUUUGUGGAUGAGCUCGCAAAAUUGCAGGACAUGGUUCCUGCAUUCUCUCCUAAGAAAGCAAGAAAAUUUAUUGAGAGUGAAUUAGGAGCUCCCAUUGACAUGUUAUUUAAAGGGUUUGAAGAUCGACCAAUUGCUGCUGCUAGUCUCGGUCAGGUUCAUCGUGCUAUUCUGCAUAAUGGAGAAAAGGUAGUGGUCAAAGUUCAAAGGCCAGGUCUGAAGAAGCUUUUCGACAUUGAUUUGAAAAACUUAAAGCUGAUCGCAGAGUAUUUCCAGAGAAAUGAAGCUUUUGGGGGUCCACUUAGAGAUUGGAUUGGAAUAUACGAAGAAUGUGCAACUAUUCUGUAUCAAGAAAUUGAUUACAUAAAUGAAGGAAAGAAUGCUGACAGGUUCCGAAGAGAUUUUAGAAACAUAAAGUGGGUUCGAAUACCGUUGGUGUAUUGGGAUUACACUGCCUUAAAGGUGUUGACCAUGGAGUAUGUACCAGGUAUCAAAAUAGACCAGGUGGAUACAUUAACUUCUCGUGGCUAUGAUCGAUUACGAAUCUCAUCACGUGCUACUGAGGCGUACCUGAUUCAGAUUUUGAGAACAGGUUUCUUUCAUGCGGAUCCUCACCCUGGAAAUCUUGCGAUUGAUGUGGACGAAGCAAUUAUUUAUUAUGACUUUGGCAUGAUGGGAGAGAUCAAAUCUUUUACCAGAGAGAGACUCCUUGAACUUUUCUAUGCCAUGUAUGAAAAGGAUGCCAAAAAGGUUAUGCAACGCCUUAUAGAACUGGGAGCACUUCAACCUACUGGGGAUCUGUCUUCAGUGAGAAGAUCUGUACAGUUUUUCCUUGACCAUUUGCAAAGCCAGGCACCAGAUCAGCAACAAACUCUUUCUGCAAUUGGGGAGGAUUUAUUUGCAAUAGCACAAGACCAGCCCUUCCGUUUUCCAUCCACCUUUGCCUUUGUUCUCAGGGCUUUUUCAACCCUUGAAGGCAUAGGUUACACACUCAAUCCAAAUUUCUCCUUUGCAAGGAUUGCUGCACCCUAUGCACAGGAACUUUUAGAUAUGAGACAAAAGCAGAUUACACCACCACAGCUUGUGGAGGAGAUAAGAAAGCAAGCAGAUGAUGCUAGAUCCUAUACCAUGUCAAUGCCAUACAGAGUUCAAAGAAUAGAAGAGUUUACAAAGCAACUUGAAGCAGGUGAUCUAAAACUUCGAGUCCGAGUUCUCGAGUCUGAAAGAGCUGCAAAGAAAGCAACAACUUUACAAAUGGCAACCAUGUAUACAGUAUUAGGAGGAACUCUGUUAAACCUUGGUAUCACUAUGAGCAACCAAGGAAAUGUAGCUAUGGGAAAUGGAUCUUUCAUUGCUGCAGGUAUUUUUAUGACACUGUUUGUCAGAUCCAUGCAAAGGGUAAAGAUGCUUGAUAAGUUUGAAAAAAUGAUAUAACUGCUUACCAACAGAUUCUAUUCUUUCAGGCUUGUAUAAACUUGUUUUAUCUCCAUUGUAUAAGAAUGAAUUAAAUUUAAAUUCGAUUUUUUAAA